AUGUAUCUCAUCAACGUCUCAACAUACGACCUCGAAGAGUUCCACGGUAAUAUUCCCAAAUAUGCAAUUCUGUCGCACACAUGGGGCCCUAGUAGCGAGGAAAUCCUCUUCCGCGAGAUGCAAAAUUCUCUCUCAGAUAUCAGAAUCAAAAAGGGCUUUCGGAAAAUCGAAUUAUGCGCCGAACAAGCAAAACGAGAUAAACUCCAAUAUUGUUGGGUAGAUACCUGCUGUAUCGAUAAGUCCAGCAGCGCCGAACUUUCAGAAGCUAUUAACUCCAUGUUUGCUUGGUACCGGAACUCAACUGUCUGCUAUAUAUACCUCGAGGAUGUCGUUCAUCAAGAAGGAUCCAAUGGAAGAGAUGAUUCUUUCAAGAACGCAAGAUGGUUCACGCGCGGUUGGACACUACAAGAGCUCGUGGCACCGCGAGUCCGUCGGUUUUACGAUGUAAAUUGGACGAUAAUUGGAUCCAUUUCGGAAAAUCACUAUAAUCAACAAGUAGUCAAUGGCUUUCUUCGCGAGUCUUCGGCUGUGGAAAAGCAUUUGAAUCCUUAUCUACCCGAGCGGAGCAACAUCCCAGGCCAAGUCUCUCAGAUCACUGGAAUACCAGACGAGGUUUUCCAUUCUGGCGAUCUGGCUUCUUUCUCAAUCGCUACGAGAAUGUCAUGGGCGUCGAGACGUGAGACAACGCGCACUGAAGACCAAGCGUAUUGCCUGCUGGGUAUCUUUGACGUUCAGAUGCCGCUUUUGUAUGGAGAAGGAAACAAGGCUUUCAUACGUCUCCAAGAAGAGAUUAUCAAAAGACAACCGGACCAUACGCUCUUUGCAUGGCGUUCGGAACAUAACGCGCCAACUCCUACAUUCAGCGGUCUUCUCGCACCAUUACCUAAAAACUUCGCCAGCCAUUAUUGCCAAGGUCUAUCGUCUAAACAUGUCGACAUGCCAUAUGAAAUGACAAAUAAGGGCCUGCAUUUACAAGUACGACUCAUCAAGAGCCGAAAAAACCCCAACGAAGUAUACGCUAUCCUGGAUGUGAGCCACGGAUCAAAUCCAAGAAAUGAUGUAUGGUACGGUAUCAGGCUUGGAAGGCUGGACCAAAAGGGCCAGUUUGCUCGCAUAAACUCGGAUGAGCAACUGGUUACCGAGGCUGAAACGGCGGAUACAAUCUACAUUAAGCCGAGCCAUAUCUAUGUGCAAAAUUUCAUAAACCAUGAAUCACCUCUCUACGAUCAACUGAAACCUAGUAGAGUGAUUCUUGGUUGCGCAUUGGGGACUAUGCUGCUCACCAUUCUGGAAGCAUCAGGUUCAAAAAGCUGGGAUGACAAAUCCUUUAGUUUCUACCCUUCUCAAGACGACCUUUUCUACGCAAAGCUGGCAUUUGAAAACACGCCUAAACUACGGAACAUGUCAUUUUUAACGAUCGGAUGGAUCAGCCGAGUUAACCCAAUUUCUUACUUCUUACAUACUUCGCCUGAGGCCAGCAGUGAGGCUACUACUACCCCCUUGGGCGGAGAGACUAUCUCAACUACUGGGACUGCUACUGGUACCAUCAGUGAAAACUUUACCACUAAUUCAGAAGGCGAGACUAUCUUCCCUACCGAAAUUACAACCGAGGCCAACAUCUCAGGUAGUUAUACAAGCUCGGAGGACGAAAGUACAGGAACUGCUACUGGUACUUCUCCUUCUGUGACUGCAACUGCUACCUUGCCUGCUGGCUUUCCUAGUCAAGUGGGCGAUUUUGCUCUCUUCGGAUGUGUUGUCUCUACCGCAGGCUUCCCUUCAUUUACUCUUGCACAAUCCAACUCGGGCAUGGGUCUUGAUAUUUGUGCUACACUAUGCGCUGGACGGGCUUAUUUUGGCGUCUACAAUACUGAUUGUUACUGUGGUGAUGAGAUUGGUCCUGCUACCAGCCGGGUUGACCUCGACCAGUGUGACAUCGAGUGUCCUGGAGACGACACCCAGUUCUGUGGAGAUGAAUCCAACUCCAAGCUUCGGGAUCGCCAAGCUAUAUCUAGCAAUCUCCUUCUCACCGUCUACAUUGCUAUUGAAGCUGGUGUCACUCUUACCGAGUCUGUCAACCAAACCGUGACAGAUCAGAGGACCGUUAUCACUACUUUUACUACUACCACCACCGCCACCAAUACUGGAGCUUCAACUACAGCCACCGAGGUCAUCACCGCCACUCUGGUAUGCUCUGCUGGAAAGUGCCAUUCGAUCAACUCUGUUACUGUCUACACCUUUGUCGAGAUCAAAGGCAGGGAUCACAAUGGUCAAUGGGUUUAUGUCUCUGAGCCCUGUUCCUGCGCUAGUGGUCAGAGGUAUACUCCCAAGUUCUGCUCCAACGGCAAUUGUAACAAUAUCAAGAUCCACAAACCUCAGCAAUGCCUAGAUUGGUAUAACUACAACAUGUUUUUUAUUCCGACAGAUACAGCUUGCAGCACAUGUCCCAGUGGCGAGAUUGUAUAUCAGCCAUGGGAGAACUCUUGGGGCACUCCUGAUAGUUACAAUAAUGCGGUACCUACUUGUCGUGGACAUGACUGCCCUUCUCAGAAAAACGUUAUUAGACCUUACCAGGGGGCCUCUGGCGGAAGGUCCAAGUCUAGUUCUAAGAACGGUGGCAGUGGCAACUCUCAGGGCGGUUCUAGUUCUGGUUCUAAUGGAGAGUCUGGUGGUGAAUCUGGUACUACCCCCGAUGGCACCCCUAAUGGCAGCUCAAACGACAACUCGAACGACAGCUCGAACGACAGCUCAAACGGCGGCUCCAACUCUGGUACAGAGGGAGAAUCUCAGAGCUCUAGUAUUCCUAGCUCCAAGGGGUCUUACCCUAGUACGGUCCCUGUUAUUAGUGGUGCUAGUAGUCAUGUCUUUAGUGUAGUUUCUCUUAUUUCUCCGCUUGCAGCUCUUCUUUAG
Molecule: messenger RNA, 2907 nt
Organism: Fusarium pseudograminearum CS3096
Lineage: Eukaryota; Fungi; Ascomycota; Sordariomycetes; Hypocreales; Nectriaceae
Exons: 3
Coding region: 1-2907 (968 amino acids)
Source: RefSeq, a predicted model, not a curated record